AUGCAGUCAGACUCUCAAGUAGUUUGUUUGCACCAAACGGGCGAAGAAAGGCAAUAUGAAGCACAAUGCUUACCAGCAUCCAGACUAAUUCCGUAUCUCUAUCCACCGGCGAAUAUUACCUUGGCCACAGUGGUCAAGACAGCAUGGGCAAUCGUUGUUGGAGAAUUGUUUACUUCAACAACAAACUGCUUGGGUGUCGACUACCCCGAAUUGAGGGAUAUCAUCUUCGCACAAGCUGUCAACACUCGAGGAUUAGGAUUUAUGUGUGAAGACAGGAUGGUCAGAGCAUCCUUAAACGUAAUACCAGUCCGAGUUCGCUUCUCCCAGACGACGCCUUCUUUGGAUCUCCUACAUCAAGUCCAGCAGCAACACGUCGAUGCCGUGUUCGCGAAAAAUAUGGGCUUUGCUGAAAUUCGCAAGAACUGCACUCCGUGGUCUUCAGACACAGUGCUCACGAGCUACAUUCGUUAUCACAGCUUCUCAGCCACACCCGCCUGCUCUCUAGGCGGGGUUCCCAUGCAAACAAGAAUCGAUGCACCCAAUGAUCUACUCUUUGAAAUCCCCGAUAUUGUGGUGAAUAAGGUCGAAGAUGGGCUUUUGUUCGCAUGGACUUUGUGA
This is a messenger RNA of Penicillium robsamsonii, 618 nucleotides long. RefSeq names its product nonribosomal peptide synthetase. The record is from RefSeq and is a predicted model, not a curated record. NCBI's taxonomy places the organism in Eukaryota, Fungi, Ascomycota, Eurotiomycetes, Eurotiales, Aspergillaceae. The transcript has a single exon. Bases 1 to 618 code for a protein of 205 amino acids.